Messenger RNA from Ictidomys tridecemlineatus (thirteen-lined ground squirrel), 3410 nucleotides. RefSeq names its product zDHHC palmitoyltransferase 22 (gene Zdhhc22). The record is from RefSeq and is a predicted model, not a curated record. Lineage: Eukaryota; Metazoa; Chordata; Mammalia; Rodentia; Sciuridae. Gene Ontology annotation, molecular function: palmitoyltransferase activity.
UCCUGUAGGUCAAACGGUUCCCUCUGUCCCCCGGCCUCAAAUCCUCUCUGUCUUCUCCUGGGGAGGCCUGAACCAAAAAUCCCAAACCUGGGCUGUUUCCACUGCCCUGCGGCGCGCAGCCCUAGCCCUCUCCUCCGCACGGCCCCUACAGAGUACGAAAAAGCCCUUCCCUUCUGUGCCUGACCUCGUGGCGACAGAGCCCUAAGGUCGCUCAAAAUUCGAGGGAGCAGCCUCCCCGAGGAAUGUAAUCGAGGAUGCUGGCCCUGAGGCUGCUCAACGUCGUGGCCCCAGCCUAUUUUCUGUGCAUCUCCUUGGUGACCUUCGUGCUGCAACUCUUCCUCUUCCUGCCCAGCAUGCGCGAGGACCCCGCGGCUGCCCCUCUCUUCUCGCCUGCCCUGCUCCACGGGGCGCUUUUCCUAUUUCUCUCUGCCAACGCCCUGGGCAAUUAUGUCCUGGUCAUCCAGAACUCCCCGGACGACCUGGACGCCUGUCAGGGUACCUCGUCCAAGAGGGCUCUGUGCCCCCCUCCCAGCACCCACUUCUGCCGGGUGUGCGCCCGAGUCACGCUGCGGCACGACCACCACUGUUUCUUCACCGGCAACUGCAUCGGCAGCAGGAACAUGCGCAACUUCGUCCUGUUCUGCCUCUACACCUCCCUUGCCUGCCUCUAUUCCAUGGUGGCCGGAGUGGCUUACAUCUCUGCUGUCCUGUCCAUCUCUUUCGCCCAUCCCCUGGCCUUCCUCACGCUCCUGCCCACUUCCAUCAGCCAAUUCUUCUCCGAAAGCGCCUGCCCGAUCGCUUUUCCCGUACGUGGCCUGGGUGUAAAGCGGCUCUGUCGUCUCCCCUCCCCCGCAGGAGCUGUCCUCGGUUCUGAAAUGUUCGUCAUCCUCAUGCUCUACCUCUGGUUUGCCAUCGGCCUGGCCUGCGCCGGCUUCUGCUGCCACCAGCUGCUAUUGAUCCUCCGGGGGCAGACCCGCCACCAGGCUCGGAAGGGGGUGGCAGUGAGGGCCCGACCUUGGCGCAAGAACUUGCAGGAAGUCUUCGGAAAGAGGUGGCUGCUGGGCCUGCUGGUCCCCAUGUUCAAUGUCGGAAGCGAGAGCUCUAAGCAGCAGGACAAAUAGCAGACAGACACUCCAUCAUUUCUCUCCCUCUGAACAUAAGACCAUGGCAUCUGUCUCUACCCAUGAUCCACCGCAACCUCCGACUGGUAAGGUCCUUGCACCCGUCCCUGAUCUUCAACCCCUAGAGAGCAGCGCUAGCUGGUGGGCCAUGGCAGGAAGAACGGCCACCGGGCACUGCUGGGCUUCUCACCAGAUGUCUCUGCUUCUGUUCACCCUCCUCGGGGCCCUCCUUCCCCUCUGUAUCUGGUGCACCCACUCUCUACCACCUCUCCUGCCUUCACUCUGUCUGUGGGAGACUCCCCCUCAUCUUGGGGGUGGAGAGUGACUCUUGCUGCUGGUGUGGGGCUCCCCAAGACCUGGAAGCUGGCAAAUAUCUAAAAUUACCAUGGGCCAGAGGCAGCCAAGUCCCUUCUGCCAACUGCCAGGGAAGUUGGGAGGGGUGGGCAUGUGUCACCCCCUCUGUGGGGUUGUGGGUGGGGACAAAGAGCUCAGUGGCUUGGUGCCCACUCCCAAGGCUCAAAGCUCUUUCUCUGGAGACAGCAACCCGGCACUCCUCCAGCCCCUGGGGUUUGGCCAGAUGUUGGGAGAGAAAGAAGAGGGAAAGAGGAGUCACCCAAUGAAUGAAGAAGGCAUGUAACUGUGCAGCCCUGUAUCCCUGAAUAGAAGGGUGGUGUGUGUGUGUGUGUGUGUGUGUGUGUGUGUGUGAGAGAGAGAGAGAGAGAGAGAGAGAGAGAGAGAGGUGCUCUUAUGAACCUAGAGGAAGAAUGCUUGGGGAGGGAGGGGCCAAUGCAUUCAUUUAUGUCCUGGAUAAAGGACAUUCUAGCAGCUAAAGCUUCAAUGUUGGAAUGGCCAGUGUUGGAAUGGAUACCUGGGCAAGCAGUAGCUCCACCAUUGGAGGUCGGGGUUAGGGUUAGCGAGGUCCAGGAAGGCUUCUGUCAGACAUGCUGUGCAAGGAAUUUUUUUUCACAAGAAAUCCCUUCCCACUCGGAGAGUCUCUUUGUGACUGCUGGGCCCAGAGGCCACAGCUGCAGAGGUGUCUGUGAGAUAUUGGCUUUCAUGGAGGGGAGGUGGGCAGAGGAGAGGGCUGAAAAAUCAUGAUGCAAACUUUUGAGGCCCAAUAUAGCUACUGUGGUGAGGACUACCAGGAUGUUUCUAGUUUAGAGGGCUGGCCAUGGAGGAUAGGGAGACCCAGAAGGGUGUCAGGGUCAGGUACGUGAUGGGGAGAGAAAAGCCUGAAGGUCAUGUCCAACUCUGAGGGAGGAGCCUGGGGGAGUGAAGACUGGGGGAUGAGGAUGACCAGAAUAUGUCAGUGCAGUUGCCAGACCUUCCCUGCUCAGCUGAGUGGCCCUGGAUGGGGGCACGGCUACACAUUCUGGGACCCAGAGAACCAGACCCCUGGGACACAUGAGGGAGUGGGUGCAACCCAAGUGCCCCCUCCUGACUGGGUCCCAAGGCCAACCUGACAUCCAUCCAGGCAGAAGACCGAAGUCCAUACCCUUCAGUGUCCAGUGGGUGGCCACAGGGACACAACCCUGCUGUACAACACUGAAUUCUUGAGCAGAGCUCAGAGGACUUGACCAAGGUCCCGCCUUCAUGCCCCCUAGAGGGCUAUGUCCUAAUGUUGACAGCUCGUGCUUCCCCCCUCUGCCUUUAUUCAUUGUUUCAGUCAUACAUUUAUCCAAUAUGGAUUUAUCAAGCACCAACUAUGUGCCGAGUGUCAGGCUCUGGUGAUACAGGGGUGGACAGGACGAUGAGAUCCCUACCGUCAGGGACUCCUUGCCCCCUGCACACUGACUCCCACCCUUUGACAAAUGGUCACUCUGCUAUCUUUGGUGGUCAUCAGGGCAGGCCACUUUGAGGGAAGGGGUGUGGCAGGGCAGACUAAUGGGGAGUCCAGGCUUCAUUGAAGGAGAAGUCACCAGGGCCAUCUUCGUUCCCAGUUCUGGCCAUAUGUAGGAGGUGCAGGGGGCGGGGAUGGUGGGAGGCUGGAAAAUCCACCCUGGCUCCCUUCUGCCUUUAUUCAUUCUUUCAUCACUUAUUUCAUUCACCCUGGAGCUCCGUCUUGGAAGCCAGCUCUUCCCUGUGCACCUCCUGGGGGCUCAGCAGCACGGGUCCUGGCAUCCCAGGAGAGGGCAAAAAGAGACCCUCAGGGGGGUCAACUCCUGAAACACGGGUCAGUGGGGGUGACUGUGGGGAGGUUGCCAGGUGUGGGACUUGAAUAGCGCUUGUGCACAUGGCCCUGUAUUUGUUGAUGAAGAACAUCAAUAAAAUAUGUGGUUUUAAAUUGGA